GAGAGGGAGCAGUUAGUGAAGGAGAGACUGAAAGAGAGAGAGAGAGGGAGCAGUUAGUGAAGGAGAGAUUAAAAGAGAGUAAGGGGGCAGUUAGUAGAGGACAUAAAGAUUCAAACUUAGUUUGUGAGAGAUAGGAAGCUAGAGAGAGACAGCAAAACUCAAGUCUGAGAAAGAAUAGUUAGUGAGUGUAGGCAUUCAAACCAAGAGAAAGGAACUGACAUUCAUAUUCAGAGAGACAGGAAAUAGUUAAAUGCCAGACCCAAACUGAGGGAUUUGCAGACAAGGCAGUGAGGAGUUCAUUUCUCUGCUUGUCUCUCUUUCUGUCUCUGAAAUCCUGUUCCCAGUGUGCGUGGACCAGUUUAUCCAAAGGCCACAGAUUCUAAUGUAUGAUUCACAAGAAGUUCAAGAAGAGUUUGGGAGUUGUUUUGUGUAGACGCUUUGAGAGAUAUUUUCACCCCACUCCAGAGGAAAUGGCUUCAGUGCACGAGUGCUGAGAGGCUGCUAAAUUCAAGGGACUUGCAGUGCUCUGAUUGGAUGGACAGACCCACCUAACGUUCUUGCUCCUGUUGAUUUUGGACAGCUAUGACCUCUACACUGUUGGACUUUAACCUCAUGGACACAGGUCAGGAGGACAUCAUUGUGAACCGCUGUGACCUGGAGGUGGAAAGGAAAUAUCAACUCAUUCCAUCUAUUAUUUGUGCCAUGUGUUGCCUUUUUGGGGUCAUCUACUGCUUUUUUGGUUAUCGCUGUUUCAAGGCUGUCAUGUUCCUCUGUGGGCUGAUGUUUGGCUCCAUCAUCAUUUUCCUGCUGUGUUACAAGGAGCGAGUUCUGGACAUUCAGUUGAGCGUGGAGGCCAGUGCUGGUAUUGGUCUAGGCAUCGGAAUCCUGUGUGGACUGGUCACCAUGCUUGUCCGUAGUGUUGGCCUCUUCAUGAUUGGCCUGGUGCUUGGCCUGCUGGUAGCAACUGUCACCCUCAUUGUAAUGGAGCAGUUCUACCACCCACACACCAUCUGGGUUCCAGUGGGGCUUCUUAUUGGCGUCGGGAUGCUGUUUGCUGUCUUAACUUUACAGUGGCAAAAACUCUUCACCAUUAUCUCCACUGCAGUCUUUGGUGGUGCCAUCAUUACACUGACUGUGGAUUAUUUCAUCGAGCUGUUUCUGUUGGCACAGUAUGUCUAUGAGAGGCUCAAGAUUGCUCCCUCGCUGCCUAUUUGUUGGUACAGUUGGGUGAUCCUUGGCAUCUGGCCAGUGCUGAGCAUGCUGGGAAUUCUGGUCCAAUGGAAACUCACAGCUGAAGGCUACUCACAUACUGAAGUUAUUAUCAGCAAACGACAAAAACGAGUGCAGUUGAUGAGAAUACGACAGCAGGAAGCAAAGAAGCGACAGAGGACAUCUCAGGCAGAGGGCACAUACCGCAGGAAACCAUACCCAGUCAAACGGUACACGGGAGACAUUCUUUCACCGAGCUACAUUCAGAGUAUCCGAGAUCGGCAGACAGCAACAUCCAUGAGCAGUCUGAACACAAACAUUCACACCAUCGUAGAUCUGGAUUAUGACUGUGGUUCCACUGUCCCACUCACAGCCACAACUCCCGUGGUCACGGCAUGA
This is a messenger RNA of Carcharodon carcharias (great white shark), 1608 nucleotides long. Its product is annotated as transmembrane protein 198-like. The record is from RefSeq and is a predicted model, not a curated record. The transcript is spliced from 5 exons. The coding region runs from base 583 to 1608 and encodes 341 amino acids. Gene Ontology annotation, cellular component: plasma membrane. NCBI's taxonomy places the organism in Eukaryota, Metazoa, Chordata, Chondrichthyes, Lamniformes, Lamnidae.